Messenger RNA from Medioppia subpectinata, 694 nucleotides. The record is from the annotation of a GenBank genome assembly. Lineage: Eukaryota; Metazoa; Arthropoda; Arachnida; Sarcoptiformes; Oppiidae.
UGUGUGAGUGACCCGCUGUUAUUUGAUGUGUCAAAAACAUUACAGUCUAUAAAAUAUACAAAAAAAUUGUCAUUAAUUUUGACUAUAGUCUACCAAGGUGGCAAUAUAUUUAUAACCUAGGUACUUAUAUACACCCCGGGCCUCCCCCACCCAUACACACGCCCAGCACAACAAUGUCCACGUUUGAACACAAGGCCGGCACCGCUAUUGAAUGUCUGUCCAUACCGUUAAAACUGACAAAAGAGAUCAGUUAUGACGAGUCGGGCCGAGAGUUACUGAAGUGCGGCUUCAAGAUUGGCGGCGGUAUUGACCAAGACUUCAGACAGAGUCCGCAGGCCUUCACAGAUAAUGGUAUUUACGUGACAGACGUGAGCCCAGAGGGGCCCGCCUGGAGCUGCGGUCUGCGUAUGGGUGACAAAAUACUACAGUGCAAUGGCUACGAUUUCACCAUGGUGACGCAUAAAAAAGCGGUCGAGUACAUCAAAAAACAUCCCAUACUUAAUAUGUUGAUCGCCCGCAAAGGGGUCACACAGUCUUAAACACACACUUAUACUUACAAUACAUACCGGAGAGACCCACCGGACUGGGCCUCCGCCGGCCGCCCCUACACCCCCUCAUUCCCCGUAUAAAUACUGUUUAAUAUGCAAUAAAAGCCAAACUCGUUGUUGUAUUACUCGGCCAUACAUUCCGAUGC